This is a messenger RNA of Helobdella robusta, 2093 nucleotides long. RefSeq lists its product as hypothetical. The record is from RefSeq and is a predicted model, not a curated record. The transcript has 19 exons. NCBI's taxonomy places the organism in Eukaryota, Metazoa, Annelida, Clitellata, Rhynchobdellida, Glossiphoniidae. Gene Ontology annotation, biological process: cristae formation. The coding region runs from base 1 to 1656 and encodes 551 amino acids.
AUGGCAAAUUCUGAUGAAAGCGAUUUUGACCUCGAGGAUGAAGACGAUUAUUACGCCUGGCUCGGAUUAAAUAGAUCGGCUUCAGCAGACGAGAUAAACAAUGCUUACAGACGACUGAGUCGAAUGUACCACCCUGACAAGCAUCAGUCAGAUGAUAAAAAACAAAAAGCAGCCCAACUUUUCAAUAAAAUCAAAAGAGCUCAUGAAGUGUUAUCUGAUUCCCACCAAAAAGCCAUUUAUGAUGUUGCUGGAGUACAAGGUCUCAAGACUGAAGGAUGGCAGCUGCAGGUAAAGUAUCGAACCCCACAAGAGAUACUGGAUGAGUAUGAACGACUGAAGAAAGAAAACGAAGAGAAAAAGUUACAACAACGAACAAACCCAAAAGGCUCUUUAACAAUAGGAAUUAAUGCUACUGACAUAUUUGACGGAUACGAUUACGAUAGUGAAUACUCAUCCUUACUCCCGUCCGUCGAAAUAUCCGACAUGCAAAUCAGCCAGUCAGUCGAGUGUCCCUUAACUGGCAAAGAUACCGUGACACUAUCUGGUCAUCUGUCUUCACACAAUGGGACUGGACAGGGCAAUGUUUCAAUAGCAACCAGGCGAGUUCUUAGCGAUAAAGGAUGGGGAGAGGUAGAGUUUUCAAUGGGCAGCAAGCCGUCAUUAUCGUGUCGCGGCUUUAGAACUCUCUGGAAUCGUGGGUUUGGCACGGUGGGCGGUUCGUUGCAGCUGGGCCCAGAUGGCAUGCCUAAAGUCAACUAUAACCUUAUGGUAGCACACCAGUUUGACAAACAUCUUCACGGUAGAUUGACUUUCAACGGGGGCUUACUUUCUGGCGUCAAUGCCUCCCUAAUGUACGACAGGGACGACCAUCAUGCCCUCCUAGGGCUCCAGUUAGGUAUUCCGGCAACUUACGCCAUACUCCAGUACAUAUACAACUGUCAGAAAUACGAUCUAAGGCUUAAGACCGCAUUAAGGUUUGGUACCUUUGGGUUCUUAUUCGAGUACGGUUGCACUAAAAAAGUUACACAGUUCAGUGACUUGGGGGCCUCCAUAUCGUUUGGGGUCCCCGUCGGUGUGUCCUUGAAAAUCAGACUGACACGUGGCAACCAGACCUUCUCCAUGCCAAUCAGAUUGUCCGAAUCAGUCGUACCGUCGGCCAUUUUUUACGGUACCCUCGUCCCAUUGGUUGGAUAUUUCAUGAUUAAAAAAUUCAUCAUUGACCCUUACGUAAAAGAGCAAAAUGAAAGAAAUUUAAAAGAGAAAAAGCAGAAACAUACGGAGCUUUUUAGUAAGAAGAAGAAGGAGGCUGAAGAUGCUAUGGAUCUAAUGAGUGAGCAGGUAGAGAGAUGCAGAGAGGUGGAGGAAAACAUCGGUGGCCUGGUCAUCCAUCGAGCGCUGUACGGGGUGCUGGUGGACGAAGGAAGUGGUAGCUGUUGUAUUGAGGUGGGCAGAUGUCUUCAGGGUCUGGUCAAAAACUCCAAAUUAUUAGUCAUCGAAAACACCAAACUGUCUGACCUUCCGGGGUUUUAUGACCCUAGUUUCGGCGAGACUAAAUCCCUAUUGGUCGAAUAUUCUUUCGGGGGCAGGAGGCAUAGACACGUUUUCAUAGAGGGAGAGAGAAUUGUACUGCCUAAUAAAGAUCAUAUUAUUGACUGACAUGGGCCAAAAGAAUGAGGAACAUUUUAAUUUCUAAUAUCAUAGCUAUGUAUCUUUUUAAUUUUCUUUUUUCAAUGUUUUUUUAUGUACGUGUGUGUAUGUGUGUGUUUAUGCGUGAGUGUGUUUUUGUUUAUUGUGUGUGUGUAUGUUUGUGUGAAAGUGUAGGUUUGUUUGAUUGAUUGUUUUGUAUGUAUGUAUGUAUGUAUGUAUGUAUGUAUGUAUGUAUGUAUGUAUGUAUGUAUGUAUGUAUGCAUGUAUGUAUAGGACAUUGUAAUAAUUGAUUAUUAUGUUGAAAUAAUGAUUUUUAUCUUACGUCUUCAGUAAAUAAUAAUAACAAUAAUAAUUCAUAAUUUAUGUUAGUAAUAAUUAUUAUUUUCAUUAUUAUUUUUAUUAUUAAUAUUAUUGUGGCUAUUAAAUAAAUGUAAGAAUGUCGGCAU